Solea solea (common sole) is the source of this 1453-nucleotide messenger RNA. Its product is annotated as tripartite motif-containing protein 16-like protein. The record is from RefSeq and is a predicted model, not a curated record. Gene Ontology annotation, molecular function: protein binding. The transcript has 5 exons. Lineage: Eukaryota; Metazoa; Chordata; Actinopteri; Pleuronectiformes; Soleidae. Bases 363 to 1082 code for a protein of 239 amino acids.
UCUGCUACUAUUCCUAAAAUGUCCCUAUAGUCCCAGAUGUCCGGCAUCACGCUCCAUGAUGUUUGAUUAGAAAAACACGGCUGUGUAAUUGAUUUCAUUCAGAGCUCCUCAGAUAAAAGGGUCAUUAGGUCAGGUGUUGGUGUUGGUGCACACACAUCCUAGUUUGGCAGUCUCCGUUGCAGGCCCAGUGGUGAACCUCUACAUACCUUACCAAAGUUUCUCUGACAGAGCGCAAGGGGCCCCAAAACCUUUAAUGCCCCCUUCCUAGGGGUAUAUAAAGAAGUCCCUCGCAAGCGUGCAUCAGUAAGUUGCUGACAGACGGGAACAUUCUGGAAACCUCAAUAGAGCAAGAAGCAACAACAAUGCCAACCAGCGCUCCCAGUACGAGGAUCCUGCCUGCAACUGGCAGACCUGGGACACAAUCUAAAGCUGCAGCUUCUUCCACAGGAAACAUUCCAGACUAUGAGCCAAACAUCCCUGAGCCCACGUGCAGAGCUGAUCUUCUAAAAUACUGGAUCAACCUUUCCCUGGAUGACAAGACGGCCAAUAAGAUGCUGUGGAUCACAGCGGGAGGAUCCCAGGUGUCCCGCAUGACUGAUGACGUCACCUGUCCUGUCCUGGACAGACCAGAGCGAUAUGAGCAUGUCCCUCAGGUGCUUUGCAAAGAAGGAAUCCUGGGAUUCCGUGGUUACUGGGAAGUUAAAUAUUCAGGAUGGGUGGUCGUUGGAGUCGCCCAUGAAGGGGCAGCGAGGAGGGGAAGUGACGGACCGUGUGGGCUGGGAGAAAAUGACCAGUCCUGGGGUCUUGGCUGGGGAGGAUCGCACUACCAGCUGUGGUUCAAUGGCAUCAACACAGAGAUCUGGGAUAUUCCCCAGUGCACCACCAUUGGGGUGUACCUCGACCAUCCGGCUGGCGUCGUCAGCUUUUAUGCCGUUGAAGAGGAAAAGGAGGAAGAGGAAGGCGGAGGCAGGAAGCAGAUCAGACUGCUGCGGCAGAUGAAAAGCUCCUUCAAGGGAAGAAUGAUGCCAGGUUUAUGGGUAGGACAAAAAUCAUCAUGUACAUUUGUUGAAAAAGAGCAAUGAAGUAAAAAAAGAAAGACAAAAUAAGCUACUUAUUGGCGAGGCAGUUUAGGGUUCAGUGCCUUGCCCAGGGACACAUCAGCAGGCAGAGUAGUAAAAGCAGGUAUGUAACCCACGACGACCAGCUCUACCACUGAGCCACCCUCACCUAGAAAAUAACAACAUUUAUACAUUUGUUAAGAAGCUGCUAUUUAGCCAUGUGUGCGUGCAAAGUGUUCAUACUGCCAACAAUGAAUGAUGAAUAUUGAUCACCAGUGUCAUAUCAUUUAUAUAUAUACAUAUAUUGUGUCAUUGUGUGCUUUAUAUUGUGGAAAUAUCUUUAUAAUCUGCACUUCAAAUAAAAUGUUUCAGUCUGUGUGACUUAUCAAAAUUAA